AUGUCCUUCUACCCCAUACUGCGAGGUCCGGCCAAACAGGAGAGUCCACCUCCUCCUCCGGCUCCUAAAAAGCGGCGAAAGACCGCUCGGGCCUGUCUGCAUUGCCAGAAGGCCCAUCUGACCUGUGACGAGGGCCGCCCGUGCGCUCGCUGCAUCAAGAAAAACAUGGGAGACCAGUGCGUGGACGGCAAGCGGAAACAGGCAAAGUACUUGGUGGGGCUCCCUCCGACGCCUCCAGGACAAGCGACGCAACAGAAACAGCAGCAACAGCAACAGCAACAGCAGGCGGUGCAGCAUGGAAUGGGCCCUCCGGACACGGACUUCGGCUCGUCUGCCGCCAACUUGGAAUACUCCAUCUUGUCCAACAUUCUGGGUCGCGGAGACACGUCUUCACCUCCAGACUUCUUUCCCGCCCAAAGUCCCCAUAUGCCGUCUCCCAUGUCGAUUCCGGGUCUUCACAUGGAGGAAGAAGGCAGCCAAACUGCGGGAACGCCCCAGGGAUCGCCGACAGACAUCUACACCAGUAUAACAAAGCCCUAUGCGUACACAACGGGGUUCCAUGCGCUGAUUGCGUAUCUCAAAAGCCGGUUCGAGAAAAAGGAGCUGCUGGACGUGGUCAAAAGCAUGGCCUUCUACCGGCCGUCGUUCAUAGCCACCACCCAGACCCUGCAGUACGAAGAUCUUGUGUUCAUGGAAAAGUGCUUCCAACGCACGCUGCUGGAGUUUGAAAAGUACAUUUCGUUAAGUGGAACGCCCACGGUGCUCUGGAGACGAACCGGCCAGAUAGCUGCCGUUGGAAAGGAGUUUUGUGUGCUGACGAUGCGAUCGCAGGCAGAUUUGCUGAGUCAGUUCAUCAUCGAGUGCAUGGACAACAAGUCUGUGGUACAGUACUUUGACGUCUUCUCCGAGCUGGCGUUUGAAGACAGCAGAGGCACGAUUACCACCACGUUUGGCCUCACCAAACCCUCAGGCGAGGUGGUCAACACGGCGUGUUCGCUGACCAUCAAACGAGACGUGUUUGACAUUCCCAUGAUGAUUGUCGGCAACUUUCUGCCUAUUCUGUAG
Messenger RNA from Yarrowia lipolytica CLIB122, 1065 nucleotides. RefSeq lists its product as uncharacterized. Gene Ontology annotation, molecular function: zinc ion binding; DNA-binding transcription factor activity, RNA polymerase II-specific; RNA polymerase II transcription regulatory region sequence-specific DNA binding. NCBI's taxonomy places the organism in Eukaryota, Fungi, Ascomycota, Dipodascomycetes, Dipodascales. Gene Ontology annotation, biological process: cellular response to starvation; regulation of DNA-templated transcription. The record is from RefSeq and is a predicted model, not a curated record. Gene Ontology annotation, cellular component: nucleus.